AUGAGUUCACUCAUUGAGGAAAGAAAUCUCGCAUUCCGGGAAGUGGAACCAGGAGGAUCUCCCGUCGAGACGUUUCUCAGGGUCUGGCCUCGCCUCGAGUCUCAUUACGGAAACAUGGUCAAACAUUUGCAAGGCGCUUUGGAAGGAGCACUCAACAUUCGCUGCACCGUUUCAGGACGCGUGAAAUCAUUAAGUUCAAUCACAAAGUCAAUCGAGCGACGCCAAGUUCAUCGUGGAAAACAGUAUGAUAAAGUUGAUGAGAUCUUCGACGACCUACAUGAUAUCGCGGGCUUCCGUAUUGUCGUUGACUAUCCCUCGGGAAUCCAAACUGCUAAGCUUUUCGUUACCCAAAGCUUUCAACUGAUAUCUACGAAUGUCUUCAAAGCAGACAGAGAAGUCCCCGAUGCCUGGAAACCUACCUUUGGUUCUUUUCAAAGCGAGAAUCAUCACGUUGUCUUGCAUUCCGAUGCUAAAUACCCACUCAGCCCAUUUUGCGAUAUCCUGUUUGAGAUACAGAUCUUGAGUCUAGCGGAGAGUCUAUACAACAGGCUGGCACAUCCUCUACUUUACAAGCAAUCCUCCGGCCAAUUGCCCAUCAACGAGCAGAAACUGAUCGACGUCACACAUGGCCUUUCUCUCUGUUACUGGAUAUGUCUUUCAUGUAUGGAGGACCGCCUUGAAGGAAAACCGACGCAAAACAUUCCCUUUGCAGUUCAAACAGUCGCCCAAUUAGAUGGGAAUCAAAAUGCCGACAUGAAUCACUUCGUGAAAGCUACACCCUAUCCCAUGCCAGCAUCUGGCGGAAGGAUUCCUAUCGAGAAAUGUUUGGAGACGGUGAAGGAUCUGUCAAAAGAAGCAAUGUCUGCGGAUCAGCUCAAUAGUCGGCUUUCUGUGCUAUUAAAUGAUUCAACCCAUACAUCGACAAUCAAUGCAAACUAUGGAUCCGGCAAUAUCGUGCAGAACUAUGGCUCCGGUACCAACACCCAUAGCAACAACACUUACAAUAGUGCAGGAGGAAACAUAACGUUUGCCAAGGAUGAUACCGAGGACGAGAUUCGCAACGCCUUCUGGGUAACAGAUCCGCAAUCUCACAAAGAAGAUAUCCAAGAACGGAAGGGUGGUCUAAUCAAAGAAUCGUACCAUUGGAUCCUACACAACGAGCAGUUUGUAAGAUGGUAUGAGCAAGAGUACCCACUCCUCUGGAUAAACGGCGAUCCCGGCAAAGGCAAGACAAUGUCCGUAUGCGGCAUCAUCGACCACAUCAGUGCCUUGUCAGUUUCCGACACCAUUCUUUCAUACUUCUUCUGUGAUGCCAGCGACUCAAACUACAAUAACGCCACCUCCGUCUUGCGUGGUAUCGUCUACUCCAUUAUCUUCCGAAAUAGUGCGGCCUUGUCCUACGUCCGAGAGCAAUUCAAGGAACUUCAGAAGGCACUUUCAGACCCAAGACUUGCAUGGCCCAUAUUGCAAAAGACCUUCAUUGGUAUCGUUACCGCAAUCAAGGAUCAAAAGAUCUUUCUAAUCAUUGAUGCGCUUGACGAAUGCAGGGAAGGUCGAGAGAAGCUCAUGGAAUUUAUUGUCAAGCAAUCAUCUUCGCUAAACGUCAAAUGGCUUGUCUCAAGUCGCAAAUGGCCAGUCAUCAGAGAGAUCCUAAUGACUUGUCCUAAGUUGUUAGAAUUGAGCUUGGAGGACAAUGAGAUAGAUGUCUCCGAGGCAGUUGGCCUUUACAUAUCGCACCAAGUGGAAAGCCUCUCUGAACUCAAACGGUACGACCCUCAACGGAAAGAGGCCGUUGGAGUCCGUCUUCGUGCAAAAUCAAACAACACAUUCCUAUGGGUUUCGCUUGUUUGUGGAAUGCUCAAGGAAAUUCCCGCUUGGCAAACAAUGAAGAGACUUGACGGGUUCCCGACCGGGCUUGAUGCCCUGUACGGGAGGAUGUUGGAGCAAAUCCAGCCUUCACCUGGAGGUAAAGAAGAUCUGACUUUUCACGAGCUAUACGAAAAAAUCAUAUCAUUGAGUCUGGGCGCGUUUAGACCUUUCUCUUUGGAUGAGCUCUACUACUUGGUCGACGAUCAGGAGAUAGCUGUGCAAGAAUUUGAAGAUAUAGUCGCCUUGUGCGGUUCAUUCUUGACGGUCCAACGUCGAGUCGUUUAUUUCAUACAUGACUCAGCAAAGGACUACCUCCUUCAUGAUGCGAGUGGGUUCAAAUUUGACUCAAAACAACAGCAUGCUGUACUGUUCUCACGAUCACUCGGCAAUCUGACACGGUCACUCAAGCGCGAUAUCCUGCACCGUGAAUCUCAUGCUACACUAACAGUGGAAGAGGGUCUUGGAUUCAUCUCAUAUCAAUGCCUUCACUGGGUUUCUCAUUUGGUGGAGUCUGAACAGUCCACAGUAACACAAGAAUUGACGGACGGUAGCCCUGUUGACAAAUUUCUGCGCCAGAAGUUUCUGUUUUGGGUCGAAGCUCUUGGCCAUCUCAAGUCUAUUGCCCUUGGUAUAAGUGGGAUGUUGAAGCUGGAGCACAUGCUUGAUGUAUGA
Messenger RNA from Fusarium coffeatum, 2541 nucleotides. RefSeq lists its product as uncharacterized. NCBI's taxonomy places the organism in Eukaryota, Fungi, Ascomycota, Sordariomycetes, Hypocreales, Nectriaceae. Bases 1 to 2541 code for a protein of 846 amino acids. The record is from RefSeq and is a predicted model, not a curated record. The transcript is spliced from 3 exons. Gene Ontology annotation, biological process: guanosine tetraphosphate metabolic process.